AAAGAAACAAGAUAAAUAAAUAAAAUAACAAAAACAAUUUGACGACGAUUCCGCCCAAGCAACAGGAGCAGCUGCAUUCGCCACGCCUGUAUAUAGACCGUGGUACCGUCCUUAAGCUACACACACCGAUACACACACACACAUUCCCACUCCCUUUUCGUCCCCCCGUCACCACCUCCGCCCACUCACCAUGUCCAGCCCCAGCGCCAACGCUGACGCCCAACCAGUUGUGGAGCAGUUGCGCUUGGAAGUGGAGCGACUGACACGCGAACUCGAUCAGGUGUCCAGCGCCAGCGCUCAAUCUGCACAAUAUGGCCUCUCGCUGCUGGAGGAGAAGUCGGCACUGGAGCAAAAGUGCGAGGAGCUGGAAACCCUCUACGAUAACACACGCCAUGAACUGGACAUUACGCAGGAGGCGCUCACAAAAUUCCAAACCUCACAGAAGGUCACAAACAAGACCGGCAUCGAGCAGGAGGAGACGCUGCUCAAUGAGUCGGCCGCUCGUGAGACAUCGCUCAAUCUGCAGAUACUCGAUCUGGAGAACGAGGCCAAGCAGCUGCGCCAUGAGCUGGAGCGCGUGCGCAAUGAGCGGGAUCGCAUGCUGCAGGAGAACUCAGACAUUGGACGCGAUAAGAGCGACAAUGAGGCGGAGCGACUGCGUCUCAAAUCAGAGCUGAAGGAUCUGAAAUUUCGUGAGACGCGUAUGCUCAGCGAAUACUCAGAGCUGGAGGAGGAGAACAUAUCGUUGCAGAAGCAGGUGUCCAGCUUGAGAAGCUCGCAGGUGGAGUUCGAGGGUGCCAAACAUGAGAUACGUCGCCUGACCGAGGAGGUGGAGCUGCUCAAUCAACAGGUCGAUGAGCUGGCGAAUCUCAAAAAGAUUGCCGAGAAGCAAAUGGAGGAGGCGCUCGAAGCACUGCAGGGCGAGCGUGAAGCCAAAUAUGCGCUGAAAAAGGAGCUCGAUGGCCAUUUGAAUCGCGAGUCCAUGUUUCACAUUAGCAAUUUGGCCUAUAGCAUACGCAGCAAUAUGGAGGACAAUGCCAGCAAUAACUCGGACGGGGAGGAGGAGAAUCUGGCGCUCAAACGUCUCGAGGCGGAUUUGAGCACCGAACUCAAAUCGCCCGAUGGCACCAAAUGUGAUCUCUUCUCGGAGAUUCAUCUCAACGAGCUGAAGAAGCUGGAGAAGCAGCUGGAGAGCAUGGAGAACGAGAAAGCGCAUCUGACGACGAAUUUGCGUGAAGCGCAAAGCAGUCUGGACAAGUCACAAAAUGAGCUGCAAAACUUUAUGUCGCGCCUCGCCCUGCUGGCCGCCCAUGUCGAUGCGCUGGUGCAGCUGAAGAAACAGAUCGACGUCAAGGACCAGGACAGACAGACCAAGGAGGACGAGCAGCAGCUGCAGCAACAGCUGCGCAGCAUUAUUACACAAUAUGCCAAUUGGUUCACGCUCUCCGCCAAGGAAAUAGACGGCCUCAAGACUGAUAUAGCUGAGCUGCAAAAGGGCCUGAACUACACGGAUGCCACCACCACGUUGCGCAACGAGGUGACUAAUCUGAAGAACAAGCUGCUCUCCACCGAGCAAAAGUCGCUGGAUCUGCAGAGCGAUGUGCAGACCCUGACGCACAUCUCACAGAACGCGGGACAGAGCUUGGGCUCGGCUCGCAGCACGUUGGUCGCACUCAGCGAUGACUUGGCUCAGCUUUAUCAUCUGGUCUGCACGGUGAACGGAGAGACGCCGUCACGUGUGCUGCUGGAUCACAAGACCGACGACAUGAGCUUCGAGAACGAUUCCUUGACUGCCAUUCAGUCGCAAUUCAAAUCGGAUGUCUUCACCGCACGCCCGCAAAUCGUUGAGGAUCUGCAGGGCCUGGCCGAUUCCGUGGAGAUUAAGAAGUAUGUGGACACAGUGAGCGAUCAGAUCAAGCAUUUGAAGACCGCUGUGGAGCACACCAUCGAUCUGAACAAGCACAAAGUGCGCGCUGAGGGCGGAGAAUCUUCCGAUAAGGGCAACACCGAGGAGGUGGAGGAGCUGCAGGAGCAAAUUGUGAAGCUGAAGAGCUUGUUGUCUGUGAAGCGCGAGCAAAUCAUUACACUGCGCAAUGUGCUCAAGUCCAAUAAGCAAACCGCCGAGGUGGCGCUCACAAAUCUCAAAUCCAAAUAUGAGAACGAGAAAAUCAUUGUCAGCGACACGAUGUCCAAGCUGCGCAAUGAGCUGCGACUGCUCAAGGAAGAUGCAGCCACUUUCUCCAGUCUGCGCGCCAUGUUCGCUGCACGCUGCGAGGAGUAUGUAACUCAGGUGGAUGAUCUGAAUCGUCAGCUGGAGGCUGCAGAGGAGGAGAAGAAGACGCUCAAUCAGCUGCUGCGCUUGGCUGUGCAACAAAAGUUGGCGCUCACACAGCGCUUGGAGGAAAUGGAAAUGGAUCGCGAAAUGCGUCAUGUGCGUCGUCCAAUGCCUCCGCAGCGCGGCACCAGCGGCAAAUCCUCAUUCAGCACACGUCCAUCCAGCAGAAAUCCGGCGAGCAGCAAUGCGAAUCCAUUCUAACAUAAGAUCAGCGUGCAGCGUAAGCUUUUGGCCUUGGUUUAUACUUUGCUUAAGUUGUAAAUUCGUUGGGAGUAGCUGAAGAAUCACUCACAGACGAGCCCGGACCCAUACAACACACACGUGGAAUACUUUGAAUGUAUUUGUGAAGGAUGCUAUAGCUAUUUGUUCUACUUCCUAUAUUUAAUGAUAUAUAACUGUAUUCUAUUUGUAUCUGUUUC
Drosophila arizonae is the source of this 2754-nucleotide messenger RNA. RefSeq names its product Microtubule-associated protein Bicaudal D (gene BicD). Gene Ontology annotation, cellular component: cytosol; Golgi apparatus. Gene Ontology annotation, biological process: regulation of microtubule cytoskeleton organization; protein localization to organelle; microtubule anchoring at microtubule organizing center. Gene Ontology annotation, molecular function: cytoskeletal adaptor activity; dynactin binding; dynein complex binding. Lineage: Eukaryota; Metazoa; Arthropoda; Insecta; Diptera; Drosophilidae. The record is from RefSeq and is a predicted model, not a curated record.